Messenger RNA from Ramularia collo-cygni, 3540 nucleotides. RefSeq lists its product as uncharacterized. The transcript has a single exon. Gene Ontology annotation, cellular component: nucleus; chromatin; cohesin complex. The record is from RefSeq and is a predicted model, not a curated record. Lineage: Eukaryota; Fungi; Ascomycota; Dothideomycetes; Mycosphaerellales; Mycosphaerellaceae. The coding region runs from base 1 to 3540 and encodes 1179 amino acids. Gene Ontology annotation, biological process: sister chromatid cohesion. Gene Ontology annotation, molecular function: chromatin binding.
AUGGAAAGUCCUGCAUCAUCAGCGGCGGACGCGUCAGUUGCGCCACGCGCAUCAGCUAGAGUACGUCGCGCUCCCGAACACUUCGUUACCAGCACCUUCACAGCAAAUGGAAAGCGGAAGCGUCCCGGAAACGAUGGAGCGGACGGUGAUGUCGACAUGGAUGAAGACGAUGCGGAAGCCGAGGAGGAAUCCGAAGAGGAUGACGACCCCGAGGACGACGAGCCGGCCGAGGAGGAGUUGCGUGAAAGGGCCAAAAGGGCACGCAAGCCUAAAAGUACUGCGGUGAAGGGCGCUGCAUCGAAGAAGCCCGCGCAGAAGAAGUCAAAGACUAACGGACUUACCCUACCUAUAAGAGGUACCGUAAAGGCUGCGCCCAAGAAACGAAUCCCGAAAAAGGCAAAGGUGCUCGAUGAGGCAGACGCGGAAGCUGCAGGUGGAUUGUAUGCGGACCUGUUCGCCCAUGAUAAGACGAUUGACGAAGUCGUCAAAGAGUGGCUCGCGGCGUUUGAAGAACACGAAUCAAGAGCGUUGGCCGAUGUCAUCAACUUUGUCCUGAAGAGUGCAGGCUGCAAUGGAAAGCUCACAGAAUUCGAUAUCGAAGACCCAGACGGAGCUACAGCGAGGCUCACUGAUCUGCAAGACGAGCACCAGGCUACAGAACCUACCGACUAUCCACUCAUCGCGAAGGGAAAGACUGGGGGAAACUUCAAGCAGAGCGUCACCGGCUUCCUCCACCGCCUGACCAAGGCUAUCGGGGCCAGUGGUCUCCUCACCUCGAAUCCGCAGCUGAUGGAGAACAUCGAGGUCUGGUUAUCCACCAUGAGCACAGCCUCAAACCGCUCUUUCCGACACACUGCGGCAGUAGCUUCGUUAAGCGUUAUCACCGCUCUAUGUGAGGUUGCCAGAGAACUUGUAGACCAGACAGCKAAUCUCAAGCGCUCCGCCGACGCCGAGCGCAAGAAAGCAAGAGCAAACAAGGAGCGAGUGAAGGACUUCGAUCGGAAAGCUGAAGAGGCAAGCGCGAAUUUGGAAUUCACGGAGGAGCGCCUGAGGGAUUGGUUUGAGACCAUCUUCAUCCACCGCUACCGAGAUAUCGACCCGGCUGUUCGUCGCGAUUGCGUUGCAGCUCUCGGAGACUGGAUCAUCAUCAUGCCCGACACAUUCUUCGACGGUCAUCAUCUCCGAUAUCUUGGGUGGCUGCUCAGCGAUGACAGUGGUGCCACCCGUUUAGAGGUCGUACAUCAGCUGCAACGCCUUUACAACGACAGCGAUAAGUUUGGGGGCCUCAAGACAUUCACAGAGCGAUUUCGGACGCGCUUUGUCGAGAUGGGAACAUCAGACGUAGACCUCAAUGUUCGAGUGGCAAGCAUUGAACUCUUGGGUGUUUUACGCAACAAUGAUCUUCUCGAACCUGACGACAUUGACGCAGUCGGUCGAUUGGUAUUUCACGAGGAGUCAAGGGUCAGGAAAGCCGUAGGGGGCUUCUUCUCCGAAAAUGUCAACGAUCUCUACGACUCAAAGGUGAUUGACCUUGAAGGCCUUGAGGCCUUGGAGGAGUUGCUACCAGACGCCAACGAGAAUAACUUCGAAGCGCCUCGCUUAGCAUGGCUCAAGUUCAAAUCGUUGGCCGAGGUGCUAUUGUCUUACGACCAUCACGAUCAGAUUCCUAAUCAGCUGCAACGCAGUGAUGCUGAUGGAAGCCUGAUUCUACUUGCCGCAGGUACAGAGUCUCGAUUCACUCUUGCAGUGGACGCUCUUUACGACAAGAUCAGCGAAUUGAAGGACUGGCAGGCUCUUGCAGGAUAUCUACUGUUCGAUCAUUCCGAAGGCCGACCACACGCAUCCACAUCCGACACUUUGUCCUCGUUGAAGCACGAGUGCACAUUGUCCGAAAGCGAGGAGAUGACCCUGCUGGAAGUGCUUAACGCGUGUCUCAAACGGUCGUUGACGGAUCUCGCGGACGCCAUUACAACAGCAAAGGGCAAAGGCAAGGCAAGCAAGAAGGACGAACUCCAGGAUGACCUCGAAGAGGCAGUUCGCAACCUUUCCGAUAUGCUCCCCAAGUUACUUAAGAAGUUCGGAGACUCUCCAGGCACCGCGGCUGCUGUCUUACGCUUGGAAGGCGUAUUCGGUCUACCUUUGCUUCAGAGCUUACGACAAGAUCCAACGAGUAACAACGCACUCCUUGAUGACUUACGCAAACAAAUCAUGUCGCAUUCGACCGACGAGGUUCUUGCGCCCGCUGCCACGGCUAUCCUACAUGCCAAAUCUUACGGAGAGUUGGACGAUACGGCAAUGGAGAAGCUGUCAGCCUUGUGGGAUGAUGUUGUGGGAAACCUGGCCGAGCUGCUCAACGUGGAUGUCAUCGAGGUUCGCGGAGCUUCCAGCAUCCAGGAGCUGGAAGCGCUCAGCAACAAUCUACUGAGAAUUAUUCGGCUUUCUCAGGUUGCCAGCUGCAUCUUGCCCCUGGAAGAUUCUGCGGUGUCCGGUACGAACGCUGCUGUCGACAAAGAGUACAGCGGCCCGAUUGACUUCAUUAUCGGUCUCAUCUUACGAGCUACCCAUUCCAAUGGUCCAUCACCUGAUCCACAAGAGGCGACUCUUGAAGAUCUCGUCGCAGCACGCGCCUGUGAAGCCGCGUUAUUCUAUACGCGCUGGAAGUUGUUGGAAAUCUGCGAGUCCAUUCAGGCAGGCACAAACUCCAGCGAAGCCUACGAAUCAUUAGAAGCACUUGCGACACGCCGAGACACGCUUGCUACCAACAUUGCUGCCGUGUUGGAUUCGAGGAAAACCAAAGACCAGAUCUCCUUGGUCAUGGCGGCAAGCAUCCUCGACUUGUACACGGCGUCGGCGUCUCUACGAACACAAACUGCUCGCCCGGGGACAAGCGACGAUUACACAGCGCUCGUCAUGGACAUGGAUACGCAGCACGAAAAUGCAGUCAUGAAAGUCUUCAUCGCUCAUGAGAAGGAGUUUGCCAGGCUCAGUGGCAAGAAACUUGAAGGAGCGACAAUCGAAGAGGCAGACGAAGACGUUGACGCUGAUCCCAUCGACGACGACCCUGUCUCCGACUCGGAAUCUGAAGAUGAAGCCACGCAGACGCAGACGCAGGAUGCACAGCGAAGUCGCGAUCUCAAGCUAAUGAAGCCAUUGAUCGCCGAGCAAAAACUCUGCGCACUGGCUGGUAAGCUGGCGCUAGCAAUUACGGCAGGUGUCAUCGAUGACAAGACUACGCGGAAGCGAUUCGAGCGUAACAGAACCAAGCUUGGUCCCAAUUUCAGGGAGUGUGUCGCCUACCUUGAUACGAGCGCCGUCAGCAAGAAACAAACCGGCAAAAGCAAAUCCGCAAAACUGAAUGGCAAGGCCGCGCCGAGAAAAGCAAAGGCAAAUGCGAAAAGCACCGCCCUCGUGGUCGACGACAUUGAGGAUGGAGUUGACGAAAUAGAGGACGAGGACGCGGGAGCGCAACCCGACGUGGAAGAGGACGAAGACGUGAUCAACGCUGAGCCACUGGAUGAAGAGAUGAACGGGGCUGACUGA